UUUUUUUUUUUUUGCCUUAGCGCACUCAAAAUUAGGGUUGAGAAUAAUUCAUUCGUGCAAAUGGCUACCUAGCAAACAAAAAAGGCAAAGAAAGCGAAGAAAACAAAAACUUGGAGAGGUACUACUGCCGCUUGGAAGCAUUAGACCCCCUGCCGUUUGAUACUUUGAUCCAUAUGUUCAGCCCUUUGUCGGAAUGGGCUGGUAAGAAAUAAUCUCAGAAGCUUUUGGUUGUCUUCUUGCUGCGAAAACCCAUUUCAAGCUUACGCUUGAAGACUCUCGGUCAAAUAUCAAUUUAAAAAACUGAGUUUGAUUAAUGGGUAGCUGAAAAAAAAAUCGCAAAUUAUUCACCAGGAUCUCAGAAUUUAAGCUAUUUCUCAUCUGGGUCAUUUGGGUUCUCUCCCAUCAAUGCGGUUUUCGUUGAUCCCAUGUCGAACUCACUGCACAUAUGCUGCAUAUGCAGUUUCCCCCAACUCUCAGAUUUCUCGGUUUGCUCGCCUUGGCCAAAUUGACCACGCCCGAAGGGUGUUCGAUAGAAUUCCCAGUAAGAACAUUGUUUCUUGGAACUCAAUAAUCGCUGGGUAUUUCCAAAACUGUUUGCCUCGAGAAGCUAAGAUUCUGUUUGAUAAAAUGCCUGAGAGGAACACAGUUUCUUGGAAUGGUUUGAUUGCUGGGUAUGUUAAGAACAGAAUGGUGAGUGAGGCACGUAAAAUAUUUGACAUGAUGCCGGAGCGCAAUGUGGUUUCGUGGACUGCAAUGGUUAGAGGUUAUGUAGAAGUGGGUAUGAUUUCAGAGGCAGAAUCUUUGUUUUGGCAAAUGCCGGAAAAGAAUGUCAUUUCUUGGACGGUGAUGUUAGGUGGUCUAAUUCAGGAAGGUCGGAUUGACGAGGCUCGCCAACUUUUCGAUAUGAUGCCUGUAAAGGAUGUGGUUGCUAGGACUAACAUGAUAACUGGGUAUUGUCAAGAAGGUCGUUUAGCUGAAGCGCGUGAGCUUUUUGAUGAGAUGCCUCGCCGAAAUGUGAUUUCUUGGACUACCAUGAUUUGUGGUUAUGCACAGAAUCAACGGGUGGAUAUUGCUCGGAAGCUCUUUGAGGUGAUGCCGGAGAAGAAUGAGGUGUCCUGGACUGCUAUGUUGAUAGGGUACACUCAAUGUGGACGGAUAGAAGCGGCAUCAGAGCUUUUUGAUGCAAUGCUGGUGAAGUCGGUCCCUGCUUGUAAUGCAAUGAUCCUUGGGUUUGGUCAGAACGGGCAGGUAGCUAAAGCAAGGGAAGUUUUUGAUAAAGUGCGUGAGAAGGAUGAUGGGACAUGGAGUGCAAUGAUCAAAUGCUAUGAACGGAAUGGAUGUGAAUUGGAAGCACUUGAUUUGUUUGCUUUGAUGCAAAGAGAAAAGGUCCAGCCAAAUUUCCCUUCUCUGAUCAGUGUUCUUUCUGUUUGUGCCAGCCUGGCAAGUCUUGAUCAUGGUAAACAGAUUCAUGCACAGCUGGUGAAAUCCCAAUUUGAUAAUGAUGUGUAUGUUGCCUCUAUUUUGAUGACAAUGUAUGUCAAAUGCGGUGAUCUUGUUAAAGCAAAACAGGUGUUUGAUAGGUUUUCUUCCAAGGACAUUGUUAUGUGGAAUUCUAUUAUAACUGGUUAUGCCCAGCAUGGCUUAGGAAAGGAAGCUUUAGGAGUAUUCUCUGAAAUGCGCUAUUUAGAUAUUGAACCAGAUGAUGUUACUUUUGUUGGUGUUCUCUCAGCUUGCAGCUACACUGGAAAGGUUAAAGAAGGCAUUGAAAUUUUUGAGUCAAUGAAAUUUAAAUAUCAAGUGGAGCCAGGAACUGAGCAUUAUGCUUGCUUGGUGGAUCUCCUUGGCCGAGCAGGCCAUGUAAAGGAGGCUAUGACUUUAAUUGUUAAAAUGCCAGUAGAAGCAGAUGCCAUUGUUUGGGGUUCUUUAUUAGGUGCAUGUAGAACUCACGGGAACUUGGAUUUGGCUGAAGUUGCUGCAAAGAAACUUGUACUGCUUGAGCCAAAGAAUGCUGGGCCUUAUAUCUUGCUGUCAAAUAUCUAUGCUUCAAAAGGAAGAUGGGGUGAUGUUUCAGAGCUGAGGAAAACAAUGAGGGCGAGGAGUGUGAGUAAAUCACCGGGUUGUAGCUGGAUCGAGGUAGAUAAACAAGUGCAUAUGUUUACAGGUGGGGAAAGUGUCUGCCACCCAGAGCAUACAAUGAUUGAAAGGAUGUUGGAGAAGUUAAGUGGAUUGUUAAGAGAAGUUGGGUAUUGUCCCGAUGGUAGCUUUGUGCUGCAUGAUGUGGAUGAGGAAGAGAAGGCACACAGCUUGGGUUAUCACAGCGAGAAACUGGCUGUGGCAUAUGGGCUUCUGAAGCUGCCUGAGGGGAUGCCCAUUCGGGUGAUGAAGAACCUUCGGGUUUGUGGCGAUUGCCAUUCUGCAAUUAAAUUAAUUGCAAAAGUAACUGGACGAGAUAUCAUAUUGAGGGAUGCAAAUAGAUUCCACCAUUUUAAGGAUGGCUACUGUUCUUGUAGGGAUUUUUGGUGAAUGCUCAGUAUCUAAUUUUAGCCAUGUAUCCUGAGGAUAGACUGGUUCUGAUAUCGAGCAUAUCCACUCUGUGUGGUCCAAAUAUUGGAUCAUCUGCAUCAGAAAUCAGUAUAUUGUGCUUGGAUUGGAGGAUUUGAAACAGCAAGUGCUUGACUUGGGUAUUGCCAUUUGACAACGUUAACAGAAUGUGGUCUCUGUUUCUGAGAUGAUAAUCACGAUGCACUUGAUGUGUUUGACCAUUCAGGGAUGCCCUGCUGAGAUUUCUUUGUAACUUGCUCUACUCAUGCCUUGCUCAUGGUUUUCCUGGUAUCAUCAACUCUCUAGGAAUAUGUUUGAAGGGCUGUGAAAUUAACUGAGUAGUUGCAGCACAUAAUGGAUGGUGACAAUGUCUGUGUAUAUGCCAAUUCUGAUAAUCUUCCCUACUUACAUGUGGAAAUUCAAGAUCCUUGCCAACUUCCAUUGCCUUAGAAAUAUCCACCACCACCACCGCCCCCUCUUCCUUCCCUAUUUUAACUCAGUAUAAUUUUUAUUCUAUAAAUUCUCCAUUGUCCAUAAGUUUUCUAUUCCUAUUCUGUGCAUGUACAGUAACAGGAAGAGGUUUUACUGAGGCGUUCAAUAAUUGGAACUUGGAAGUAUACUGAAGUGAUUGAAGACGGCUGCCAUUGUGAAAAAACCAAUACACCAUAGCAGAUAUAUAAGGACUAUGGGUUCUAGAUCGAAUGGGCAACCACAAUUUAUUUGUGAUUGUUGCAGGCUGCCUGGAGUGAAGUGUGAGUUUUGAACCUGCUUCCAAUACCAUAUUCGGGUUCAAGAAUGGACUUAGAGCUGCUUGUGUGACUAUUUUCGCUGAAGAUCAUCCAGGGUUUGAUGAUUGAUGAUGGGCAGUUAUGGUGUGAUUAAUCAUGUCUGGAUUGCUAAUGAUGAAAUCAUGGAAACUAUAACAGAUGAGUAAAUAGAGUUUCAAGAUAAAAGGGAGUUGUUACCUUGAUAAAUAGAGUGAGUAUUAUGUGCUAAGAAUGUGUAAUUCCCCUAAAGUAUUUUGUUUAUUUUUGGGAAUGUGUUUAGAUAUGCGUAUACAUGGAUGGAUAGUUCUCUGGCAUCUGUAUUCUGGAUAAUAUGUAUAUAUGGACUUCCGCUGUUAAGUAUGUUUUUAUAUGAUGGACUGAUUACUCGGUAUCCCACUUCGGGUCGGGUUAUGUUGAUA
Messenger RNA from Malania oleifera, 3727 nucleotides. RefSeq names its product pentatricopeptide repeat-containing protein At1g56690, mitochondrial. NCBI's taxonomy places the organism in Eukaryota, Viridiplantae, Streptophyta, Magnoliopsida, Santalales, Ximeniaceae. The transcript is spliced from 2 exons. The record is from RefSeq and is a predicted model, not a curated record. The coding region runs from base 406 to 2523 and encodes 705 amino acids. Gene Ontology annotation, molecular function: protein binding; RNA binding; zinc ion binding. Gene Ontology annotation, biological process: RNA modification.